AUGUGGAAAUCGAUCAAAGCUCUCAACCAACACAAGCAAACCUGUGAAGCGACUGUAUGGCACGUUUCUCCUGGUGGUGCCUACAAAGUUUCGCAAACAAUCUUUGAUCUACUGGCCGAUGAAGGUAUCGAGAUCCCUGAAUACCUCGAGUACUUCCCUUACCGUGCCACCUUUGACUUUGAGUGUUAUUUCAAGCGCAAAACUGAACAUCCGCAAAAUACGAGAAAGUUAACCAUGGGAAGCCGAACAUAUCCUGUUGAGUGUCUCUGUGUGUUCGAAUGUCCCUGGUUAUGAUCAACCCAAAUGCUUCGUCUUGUCUGGUAAUACCAAUGAUAUGAUCCAACAGUUCAUGGAAUAUUUGGUUGAGGUCAGCCAAGAAAGCUAUGGAUUGUUGCUAGACCAAUUCUCCGACGUUUUUCGUCAAAUUGAUCAACGAGUCAAUGAGGUAUAAUUCACACAUAUUAGAUUCUUAGUAUAUUUCUUAUCCUUAGUAUUUUUUCUUAUAUCUUUAGGUGAAAACAAGGAGGAAAACAAGGAGGUUAUGAAAGUUGUCUCGGGGAAGGAUAAUGAGGUAAAUUAUAGGAAGGUUAUAUUUGCACUUAUACUCAUGUUUACUUGUAUUCUAAUAUAUCUUAUGUUUUAGCAAAAUACAGAGGAACAGAUGAUUGAGGAAAUGGUGGGAUGUUUGGUGGGGCCGAAUAGCAAGGUAUAUAACAUAAUGUUUGAACUCAACAGUGGUCUUUCCUGUGCUUACCAUAUGUGUUGCCUUUUAGGUAUUGAAGAUGCAUGUGGAGAUGAUGAAGAUGAUGCAAAUAAAGAUAAAGUAAUUGAAGAGUGAGUAAGUAUCACACUUGUGGUCCAUUUUAGCGGUUGUUAUAUAGAUAGUGUUUAUAGGGAUGUGCAAGUAUAUAGCUUUUUACUCAUGACACCUUUUCAUUUAUUUAGGCCGGCCAGAUGUGGUCCAUCCUCUGCUCAAACUCCAAGACAAACUAAUGGAGUACUUGAUGGAGCUACCAGUUCUUGGCUUCAACUCUGGUAAAUACGAUAUUAAUGUGGCAAAAAAAACCUUCUUUUCACAUCUCGUCAAACACAAACAAGUUAAGUUUGUGAUAAAGAGGAACAAUAACCACAUGUGUCUUAAGACUCGAUAUCACAAACUAUCUGGCUCUGGGAUUUAGUUACGAACAAUUCCUUAAGGCUUAUGAGUGCUCCCAGACCAAAGGCUACUUCCCAUACGAAUGGGUCAAUUCCCUCAACAAACUCAAUCAUUGCUCCUUACCACCACACAAAACCUUCCAUUCCACUCUGUCUGGAACUGACAUCACCAAGGAACAGUACGAGUAUUGCCAGGGCGCAUGGGACGAAAAUAACAUGACAACUUUCCACAACUUUCUUGUGUGGUAUAACAACCUUUCUUGUGUGGUAUAACCCCUUCCUUGAAGUGAUUGAUAAAAUGAGCAAUUUCUGGGAAAAAAGGAACAUUGAUAUAUUUAAGGACGGUGCGAGUGUGCCUGGCUUAACUAUGAAAUAUUUAUUUUCCAACAUUCCAGGCACUUACUUCUCCUUGAUCAGCAACAAGGACAAGGAUAUAUUAUUCAAUGAAGGAUAAUAACGUAGGGGGCCCCAGCAUUAUUUUCAACAGGUACCACGAGAAAGAGAAAUCAUUAAUACGUGAAGUAGAAGCACGAGCCAAAGGAAAAGAAUCGAAACCCUGCAAGAAG
Paramuricea clavata is the source of this 1721-nucleotide messenger RNA. The record is from the annotation of a GenBank genome assembly. NCBI's taxonomy places the organism in Eukaryota, Metazoa, Cnidaria, Anthozoa, Malacalcyonacea, Plexauridae.